AUGACUUCUAAAAUAGCUUUAGUCGUAUUUGGUUUACUCUUAGUAACCAUAGUCAACAUUGUUCAAUCUGUGCCUGUCAAAUCAAUCAAAGAACUUCUUCAAUUACCUAAAAAGACUGUAGAAGAAUCCGCUGAUCAAACAGAACCAUCAACAACUUCUACUAGUCCUACAACUACCGCUUCUCUAGAUACACCCACAAUACAACAUGAAACCAAUGAUAUUAAGAAAAAACGUUAUAUUGAUAAUUAUGAUCGAUUCGAUGAUUUUAUAGAUGAUGAAAGUAGUAAUGAAGAUAAUGACAACAAUGUUGAAAAUAUAAUACAUACAAGAAUUAAUGAAUAUCCAACUAAAAUUUAUGGUAAUCCAGAUAAAUCAGUUGAUACAGACAAUACAAAUGUAUUUACCGAUAUUAACAUGGAUCCACGUGAAUUUAAAAAUCUUGCACGAAAACGUCGUAAUAUUAAAUUAAAUCCAGAAUCUAAACAAAGACAUAAACGAGCUUCAUCAAUAUAUGAUUUUUAUAAUAAUGAUCCGUUAUAUGAAUCAUUAAUUGAACGUCAACAAUUUAUCCGUCCAAAUCAAGCUUUAGCUCCUCUCUAUUUGUACUCGCCAACAUAUGAACGAAAUAUUCGUUCAGUUCGUGUACCAUAUUUUUAUGAUUCACCUGAAUGGAAUAAAAUCUUUGCGAAUACCAUUGAAAAUGAUGAUGAUCAAAUUCCAUUUGCUAUGAAUGAUGAUGAAGAUGAUGAUGAUAAUGAUGAUGACUAUGAAUUUAAUCGUUAUCCACUUUUCUUAGAAUCAUCUAAUAUGCCAUACGAUAAUUUACAAUUACAACAACAAUAUAAUAUUGACAAUAUUCCAAUAUAUGAAGAUGAUGAUCAAGAUGAUGAAAAUUUUUUGAUGCCUUAUAGACCAAUUGAAAGUUAUUUAAAAUAA
Molecule: messenger RNA, 936 nt
Organism: Rotaria sp. Silwood1
Lineage: Eukaryota; Metazoa; Rotifera; Eurotatoria; Philodinida; Philodinidae
Source: the annotation of a GenBank genome assembly